AUGGCAACUCAAGCUGUUAAUUGGUCACGCAUCUACCAGUCCUUGGGACUCGGUAAGAACACAACCGCUGCUGUUCAAACGUUUCGUAAGCGUGCCGAUGAUGCUCGUCGUCAAUUGACCGCAUUGAAGAACCAAAAGACAGAUGUCGACUUUGCACAUUACAAAUCCGUUUUGAAGAACCAAGAAGUCAUUAACCAAGCCGAAAAGAUUUUGAGUGAAUUCAAGCCAAUCACAUACGAUGUUUCAUCUCAACUUAAGGCAAUCAAUGCAUUUGAAGCAAAAGCUGUCGAACAAGCUCAAGCUUCUUCCGAUAAGAUUGAAGCUGAAUUGAAGGAUCUAAAGGCAACCUUGAAGAACAUCGAAGAUGCUCGUCCAUUCGAUCAAUUGUCCGUUGAUGACGUUAUCGCAGCUCGUCCCGAAAUCGGACAAACUGUUGAAGCAAUGGUUAAAGCAGGCAAAUGGACAACACCACAAUACGCCGAGAAAUUCGGAAACUUGUCGGUCGUCUAA
Meira miltonrushii is the source of this 510-nucleotide messenger RNA. Its product is annotated as putative ATP7-F1F0-ATPase complex, FO D subunit. Gene Ontology annotation, molecular function: proton transmembrane transporter activity. The transcript has 3 exons. The coding region runs from base 1 to 510 and encodes 169 amino acids. NCBI's taxonomy places the organism in Eukaryota, Fungi, Basidiomycota, Exobasidiomycetes, Exobasidiales, Brachybasidiaceae. Gene Ontology annotation, biological process: proton motive force-driven ATP synthesis. The record is from RefSeq and is a predicted model, not a curated record.